GGCGCAGGGGAAGGCGCGCGGCUUGCCCUCUUCACCCGGUUGCCGCCUUCUUUCCGCCCUCCGCCGCCGCCUCUUGAGUGCCUUCCUCGGCUCCAGCGAAGAAAGGAAGCCGCCUUUCCGUCGGGCGGGGGCGGGGGCGGCGGCUGCUCGCUCCGCCGUCCCUCCUGCUUCUUCUGCCGCUUCUUCUUUUUUUGAUCUUCCUUUCUGCGGGUGGGAGGGGAGAAGAGCCGGAGCUCCUACGAGGGAAGGCAGACGCGCGCAGCCCGCCCGCCCGCCCUGGGUGUGCGCAAAGGAGCCAUGCGAGAAUACAAAGUGGUCGUGCUGGGCUCGGGCGGGGUGGGCAAAUCCGCGCUCACCGUGCAGUUCGUGACGGGCUCCUUCAUCGAGAAGUACGACCCCACCAUCGAGGACUUCUACCGCAAGGAGAUCGAGGUGGACUCCUCGCCCUCGGUGCUGGAGAUCCUGGACACGGCCGGCACCGAGCAGUUCGCCUCCAUGCGGGACUUGUACAUCAAGAACGGGCAGGGCUUCAUCCUGGUCUACAGCCUGGUCAACCAGCAGAGCUUUCAGGACAUCAAGCCCAUGCGGGACCAGAUCAUCCGGGUCAAGAGGUACGAGAAGGUGCCCAUGAUCCUGGUGGGCAACAAGGUGGACCUCGAAGGCGAGCGGGAGGUCUCGUUCGGGGAAGGCAAAGCGCUGGCGGAGGAGUGGAGCUGCCCCUUUAUGGAAACUUCAGCCAAAAACAAAGCCUCGGUGGACGAACUCUUUGCCGAGAUCGUCCGGCAAAUGAACUACGCCUCCCAGCCGAACGGGGACGACCAGUGCUGCUCUUCCUGCGUGAUCCUCUGAAAGGAGGAGGGCCGGGGCGGGGAGAGAGACCGCGCGAUCGAGGUCGCUUGCAUUGCGUUUUCCUUUUUUUUUCUUUUUACAAAACAAAAAGAAUCUUGAAGUAAAGGUUUACAGCCACAGCACCAUACACAAAGGCGGCGCCGGCAGCAGCAGCAGCAGCAGCGUUAUCAUCCUGUGAAUCUCGAGCUUUUGAAACAUUUUGUGCGUGAGUGCGCGUGUGUGUGCGUGAGUGCGAGAAAGUGAGCGCGCGCGCGGGUUACACCCGGAUUCCUGCCAGGUUACGGCUUACGCGAGUGCUGCUGCGGGUAGUUCUCGGUGUCCUGGGUCUGCAUUGUCUCUCGUUCCAUCUGACCAAAAGAAAACAAACCCCCUCAAAAAUCUCGUUGGAAAUGUGGCGCUUUCCGCAUGUACAUGCCAUCGAUUUUGAGUGUUGCUUAUUUCUUGUAGUCCCUCUUUGCAGUGGGCUCUGUAUUGGCAACUGAUAUAACCCGUAGGAGAAGUUGGUGUGUGUGUGCUCUCUUUGCAGCAGAGAGAGAGAGGAGGGGUUAGCAAUUGCUGCAUAACUGGAAGAUUAAAACAAAAGACAAAUGUGAACCUCUACAAGAAAUGAAGGGAAACAGCAGAGGAAGAAUGUACAUGUGGAGGCAGUUAAGAUCCUCCUUAUUUGCCAGUCUGAACUUAGCCAGUGACUAGGGAACUCUUGAGUCUGAGGAUUUCUAUGCAAAGUUGGAAUAUUUGUUAACAAGCCUAUCCCACCUGAAGAAGUAUUGCACGUGUUCUGCCUGGGACUUUAAUAACACUGAUGCCAAUACGGUGUGCAAGGUGCCAGAAAAGUGUCUGCUGAUUACUUGUGAAAUCUUCUAUUUUGUUUACCUGCUGUACCUAAAGGGAGAGAAUGGAGAGCAUUUAUUUGUGUGCGUUGUUGUUUUUUUAAAAAAAAUCAGCUGUGAAAACAUUACAGAUCUGCACAAUUUU
Molecule: messenger RNA, 1824 nt
Organism: Varanus komodoensis (Komodo dragon)
Lineage: Eukaryota; Metazoa; Chordata; Lepidosauria; Squamata; Varanidae
Gene: RAP2B
Product: RAP2B, member of RAS oncogene family
Exons: 1
Coding region: 298-849 (183 amino acids)
Biological process (GO): negative regulation of cell migration; Rap protein signal transduction
Cellular component (GO): plasma membrane
Molecular function (GO): GTPase activity; GTP binding; GDP binding
Source: RefSeq, a predicted model, not a curated record